Populus nigra (black poplar) is the source of this 2660-nucleotide messenger RNA. Its product is annotated as protein ROOT HAIR DEFECTIVE 3 homolog 2-like. Bases 168 to 2438 code for a protein of 756 amino acids. The transcript is spliced from 20 exons. Gene Ontology annotation, cellular component: endoplasmic reticulum. The record is from RefSeq and is a predicted model, not a curated record. Lineage: Eukaryota; Viridiplantae; Streptophyta; Magnoliopsida; Malpighiales; Salicaceae. Gene Ontology annotation, biological process: endoplasmic reticulum membrane fusion. Gene Ontology annotation, molecular function: GTP binding; GTPase activity.
CAAACAACUUCUUCGAGUAGAAGUAGACUCAUGAAGACUUACUUUAUAGGAUCCUUUGUCUCUGCACCUUUACUUUUGCUUUAAGAAUCCUCCGCAACCCAGAAACACAAACACAGGAAGGAAGACACUUCAAUAGUUGUUGUUAUUGUGGUUGAGUUAGAUCGUUAAUGACAAUGGAGCAAGGCAUGCAGCUGAUUGAUGGAAAUGGCAACUUCAACGUGGAUGGACUCAAAGACUUCAUGACAGCCACCGAGUUCGCUCAGUCCGGUCUCUCCUAUGCUAUUGUUGCCAUCAUUGGCUCACAGAGUAGCGGGAAAAGCACCCUAAUGAAUCAGACCUUCCAUACCAAUUUCGAGGAGAUGGAUGCAUACAAUGGAAGAGGUCAAACAACCAAGGGCAUUUGGAUUGCCAAGUGUAAUGAUAUGAAGCCUUUCACAAUUGCCAUGGAUUUCGAGGGAACCGACAGCAAUGCGAGAGGCGAGGACAACACUGCGUUCGAGAGACAAAGUGCCUUGUUUGCUUUGACAAUUGCUGACAUUAUAUUGAUUAACAUGUGGUAUAAAGACAUCGGUCUGGAACAUGCAGCCAGCAGACCCCUUUUGAAAACAGCUUUCCAGGUCAUGAAGCGUUUAUUCAAGCCCCGUAAAAGAACAUUGCUAUUUGUUAUACGUGAUCACUCAAAGACUCCAUUUGAAUAUUUGGAGACUGCUCUCAAAGAAGAUAUAGAUAAGAUAUGGGAUUCUGUUGCUGAACCUGAGACUUCCAGAAGUGUUGUUCUCAGUGAUUUUUUUAAAGUGGAGAUCGCUGCUUUGUCUAGCUAUGAAUUUGAAGAGGAGAAUUUCAAAGAGCAGGUUGCUCGUCUGAGGCAGCGGUUCAUUUCUCCGGGAGGUCUUACUGAUCAGAGGGAAGCUGAACCUGCUUCAGGAUUUUUUAUCCGUGCAGAGAAGAUAUGGAAAACCAUAAAAGAUAACAAGGAUCUAGAUCUCCCUGCUCUUAAGGUGAUGGUCGCUACUGUUCGAUGUGAAGAGAUUGCCGAGGAGAAGCUCAGACAAUUUACUACUGAUGAUGAUUGGUUGGCAUUGAAGGAGGAUGUUCAAGCUGGUCCAGUAUCUGGGUUUGGAGCCACCCUCGAUUCUAUAUUGGAAACCUAUCUUUCACAAUAUGACAUGGAGGUGAUUCAUUUUGACCAAGAUGUACGGAAUUCAAAACGGCAGCAAAUGGAGUCACAAGCGUUGGAGGUGGUACGCAAUGCUUAUGAUACCAUGUUGGAACAUUUGUAUUCCAACACGCUUGAAAGCUUUAAAACCAGUCUGGAACAGUUACUGAACGGAGGAGAAGGAUUUGUUGCUUCUGCUCGUACCUGUGCUCAAUCUUGCUUCCUUCAAUUUGAUGAAGGAUGUGAAGAUGCUUUCAUAAGACUGAGUGGGUGGAAUGUUUCGGGAGUCAGGGAAAAACUUAGUCGCCAUAUGCUGUCAGAAAUGAUGGCAAAAUAUGUGAAACAAUUCACUGAUGUGCUUGCUGAUGAAGUACAAUCCUUAUUUGAAGCUGGUGAGGCAGAUACAUGGGUGUCAGUAAGAAAUCUUCUUGCGAGCAAGACUGACGUUGCUGAAUCAGAACUUUCAAAUGCUCAUGUUGAUUUCGAGUUGCCCAGAUCCGAAAUUGACACAAGAUUGGGAUAUUUGAAGGAGAAUGCAAGAAGUGUGGUGGAGAGAAAGGCAAGAGAAUCUGCAGCUACAAGAAGAGUUUUGAUGCGCAUGAAGGAUAGGUUCGCAAAGGUUUUCAAUCAUGAUGAAAACUCAAAGUCAGGGGCUUGGACUGCGGAACAAAACAUUGAAGAAAUUGAAAGGAAUGCGCUUUCAGCGUCUUUGAAAAUCCUAGAAAUCAUGGCGGCCAUUCGCUUGGAUCAGACAACAGAUCAGAUUGAGCAUGUACUCUUUUCCUCUCUCAUGGAUGGAAAUGGUGCUGUUCCAGCUUCAGGAGCUCCUCCUGACCUCCUUACCUCUAACGCAUGGGAAGAGGUUUCUCCAAACGCUACACUUCUUACACCAGUGGAGUGUAAGUCAUUAUGGAUGCAGUUCAAAGCAGACAUAAAGUAUAUAAUGAACCAGGCUACAUCUACUCAGCAAACUCUUAGGCAAGCUAAAAGGGCUAUUACAAUAGUUGUCGGGGUAGUGGUGGUUGUGGGGGCAGCAGUGGUGGCAACAGUCGGGACACCUACAGCCAUGGGGAUAGCUGCAAGGCCAGAGGUGGCAGCAGUGCUGAAGGCAGUAGGGCCAGGGUUGGCAGCUGUUAUGAAAGACAUAGGGCCGGAGGUGUUGGUGACGCUGAAAGAUAUAGGGCCGGAGGUGGCUGGGGCGGUGAGAUCUUUAGGACCGCAAAUAGUGACAGCGGUAAUUGCGAUGAUGACAAAUGGGUUUGCAAGGCCGCACCAGCAAUAGGUUUGCUAUUUUUUGGUUAAAGACUCGUACUUUGCACGGUUGAUGUGUGAACCUAAUCUUAAUGCGCAUGCUAUGGUAAAUCACGCAAAAGAUCAUUGUAAUUUGAUUGCCCCCGUUGAGAUUAUAAUUGAACUUAUUAUAAACCCACCAAUCCAUACUGAUACUUGUAAAAUUAUCGAUCAUCAGUUUCUAUAAAUGGCAGUCCAAGUUACAGGAAUAUAA